AUGCCGCCGUCAAAGACGAGAACGGUCAAGAACAAGCACGCCGCGAACAAGUCCGGCAUCCAAGGCAGCAAGUCGUCCAAGUCUGGCCCCCAAGAUGGCAUCGUCAAACAGAAGGCUCGCAAGCAGGGUCCGCCUCCCUCGAAGCAGGCGAAAGGCCGAGGCGCCGCUGGUGCGUUGAAGAGGAAGAAGAAGAUCUAUACCGAGAAAGAGCUGGGCAUUCCGGAACUGAACAUGGUCACGCCGGUCGGAGUCACAAAGCCGAAGGGAAAGAAGAAGGGGAAGGUCUUUGUGGACGACAAGGAGAGCAUGACCACAAUCCUCGCCAUGGUCCAGGCCGACAAGGAAGGCGAAAUCGAGUCCAAGAUGAUCAAGGCCCGGCAGAUGGAGGAGAUCCGCGAGGCAAGAAGAGCCGAGGAGGAGAGGAAUAACUCGGAGAGGAAGAGCAAGCUCGACGAGACCAAGGACUCGCUGCGGAAAAAGCGAAAGCGAAGCAGCAGCCGGCCGUCGGACGGAGGUGAUGAUGGCGAGGGCGCUGGCAUCAAGGACGCUGUUUCGUCUGGCACCAGUACUGCGAGACCGAAGAAGAAGCGCGUGUCGUUUGCGUGA
Anthostomella pinea is the source of this 606-nucleotide messenger RNA. NCBI's taxonomy places the organism in Eukaryota, Fungi, Ascomycota, Sordariomycetes, Xylariales, Xylariaceae. The record is from the annotation of a GenBank genome assembly.